Geodia barretti is the source of this 1008-nucleotide messenger RNA. The record is from the annotation of a GenBank genome assembly. Lineage: Eukaryota; Metazoa; Porifera; Demospongiae; Tetractinellida; Geodiidae.
AUGCGCUUCCCGCGCAGGACAUACGCGAGGCGAUGGCGUCCUACGGGACGGACAAGCCGGACCUGCGCUUCGACCUCGACAUGUCUGAUCUGUCGGACAUUGCGGCGCAGACCGACUUUCGCGUCUUCACUUCGACCGUGGAGGGCGGCGGUAUCGUCAAGGGCUUCCGAGCGCCGGGCUGCGCCUCGUACUCGCGGCGGCAGACAGACGCGCUCAUCGACUUCGCCAAGGCGAUACGACCAACCUGUGGGCCUGGUAACUAUAGCUCUCACGGGCGAGGGCGCGCUGACGGGCGAGGGCGACAUAGACGACCUGACUGAGGACGGGAUUCGCUCGGCGGCUGCGCGCUUCCUGACCGUGGAGCAGGUGAAGGCCAUCGCGCACAGGGUCGAAGGCGAGAUGGGCGACAUGAUCCUCAUCGUGGCCGGUCCCGCGAAGACCACCAACCAAGCACUGAGCGCGCUGCGCAACGAGAUUGGCGCGCGUCUUGAGCUUGCAGACCCGAACCUUAUCGCAUUUGCCUUUGUAACCGACUUCCCGCUGUUCGAGUGGAACGAGGACGCAGAACGCUGGGACGCGAUGCACCACGCAUUCUCCAUGCCGAAGGACGGGCAUGAGGCAUACCUGGAGAGUGACCCGGGCAAGGUCAUUGGGCGGCUGUACGACCUCGUUGCCAACGGGGCGGAGCUGGCGAGCGGCAGCAUCCGAAUUCACAAGCGCGAACUGCAGGAGCGUGUUUUCGGAGUCCUGGGAUACACGAAGGAGGAGGUGGCGGAGCGUUUCGAUCAGCUUCUCACCGCAUUCGAGUAUGGCACACCACCUCACGGCGGCAUAGCGCCGGGCAUUGACAGGCUGUUGAUGGUGCUGACGGGACGGGACAAUAUCCGAGAUGUCAUCGCAUUCCCGAAGACGCAGAGCGGUUUCGAUCCGCUGUUUGAAGCGCCCAAUGUUGUGGAACAGAAGCAUCUCGAUGAGCUGCACAUCAGCAUAAAUGUUGAGGAAGUAUAG